Messenger RNA from Dreissena polymorpha, 1257 nucleotides. Its product is annotated as neuronal acetylcholine receptor subunit alpha-2-like. The coding region runs from base 1 to 1257 and encodes 418 amino acids. Gene Ontology annotation, cellular component: membrane; synapse; neuron projection. Gene Ontology annotation, biological process: chemical synaptic transmission; regulation of membrane potential; nervous system process. The record is from RefSeq and is a predicted model, not a curated record. Lineage: Eukaryota; Metazoa; Mollusca; Bivalvia; Myida; Dreissenidae. The transcript has a single exon. Gene Ontology annotation, molecular function: extracellular ligand-gated monoatomic ion channel activity; neurotransmitter receptor activity; transmembrane signaling receptor activity.
AUGAAUAUCAUGUGGAUAUUAUGUGUUAUUGUUAUGGUAUUACGAUCGUUUCAAGUUGAAGGGAAUAUGUCUAGACUGUAUACGCAUAUGACCAAUGGAUACAACAAGCUUUUACUACCAGUAACAGAUCAUCGAACACAGGUUAACGUCAGUAUCCGACCAUUUCUUGUCAGCAUCAACAGUUUUGAUGAAAUUAAAAGUGAAAUAGCUCUGACCUGGCUUUUUUCACUGGAAUGGACAGAAGAAAGGAUGUCAUUGAAUCCUGUCGAGUUUAAUAACAUUACAUCUUUCGUUUUGCCAGCGAGUGAAAUUUGGUACCCACGAAUAUUGUUGCAACAGUCGGCAGGUUCGAUUCAGGAGGUAGGAACCAGCGAGCAUUCACUGCGUAUUUUUCACAAUGGAACUGUAAACUGGCUAACUGGGAACGUGUUUGAAAUAGUGUGCAGCGUCGAUGUUACGUUCUUUCCGUUCGACAAACAAAUGUGUAACAUCAGCUUAAUUUACCCAGCAUACGGACUAAGUGAAUUAGUUCUAGCACCUGUAAGCAGUACAGUAGACAUUACGAUGCUGGCUAAAAACAGCCAAUGGGCAUUUAUAGAAGGAAAUAUAUUUUCAAAUGGCUAUGACGGACAGACACCAUAUUUAAACAUAGAAUUACAUUUGGGAAGACGAAACGAGUUUUAUGUCGUGUAUAUCAUUAUACCAGUAACUUUGUUAGGCGCAAUAAACAAUUUUGUUUUCCUGCUACCUGCAAAUUCCGGAGAGCGUUCGUCUGUUGCGAUCACAGUGUUUCUGUCGUUUGUCGUCUAUUUCGAGAUUAUGAACACAACUAUCCCACAAAGUUCUUCUCCAGUAGCUUACAUUUAUUACUACCUAAUGUUUCUGUUGAUGUAUAGCUGCAUUGUUUUCUUCUUUUGCAUAAUGGCGUUACGGAUUCACGACCGUAAAGGAAGCGUUUCUUCAUGCUUACAGAAACUGGUCCAAUGGCAUCGCAAACGAUCUUGUUGCCAGCGGAAACGUCCUGUCAGCCGAUCCGAUGAUGCUGUGGUUAAAAUUCCCCCGGUCUCUGAAGAAAAUGAUGAUACUAAGCAGCACGAUACGCGUUACCAGUCAGAUUGUGAAAAGAAAAGUGAAGAGUCAGAAAUAACAUGGUCAGAUGUCGGUGACCUUUUUGACGAAGUUUCGGCUAAAACAUUGAAUUUAAUAUUCUGGGCAUUUUCGAUAUCAACACUUGUUCAGCUCUACAAUAACGGUUAA